Messenger RNA from Chiloscyllium plagiosum (whitespotted bambooshark), 9475 nucleotides. RefSeq names its product excitatory amino acid transporter 2-like. Lineage: Eukaryota; Metazoa; Chordata; Chondrichthyes; Orectolobiformes; Hemiscylliidae. Gene Ontology annotation, biological process: L-aspartate transmembrane transport; L-glutamate import across plasma membrane. Gene Ontology annotation, molecular function: neutral L-amino acid transmembrane transporter activity; L-glutamate transmembrane transporter activity; glutamate:sodium symporter activity. Gene Ontology annotation, cellular component: plasma membrane. The record is from RefSeq and is a predicted model, not a curated record.
GAUGUCAGUGUGAGAGAGUUUGGCUGUGUGGGUUCGCCCACACGCCUCAAAGUGUCGGGCUAACGUUCGGCAAAGCGCAGGUCGCCUCCCAUCCAGGCGGUAGCAGCACACCAGCACACAGUGUGUCUCCAGCACACGCGAGCUGAGCACACAGUCUGAGCUCCACAACAGCCAGACCCAGCAGGUCCGAGUGAGCGCACUCACUGACAGCAACGACUCACACUGAGCAAUCGGUGUGAGCGCAUUCCCUGAGACUCCUCUGCCUCCAGGAUUAUAUUACACUGUACCCCCGCGCCCUGCAACAAAGAGACUCUAAUCCCAAAGGUGAUUUAAACCUCGAGAAAUUGGUUGGAUUGACUGCAGAAGGGGAAAAAAGAAGCCAGGAAUAAAAGUGCGCCGAUACACCCAUCCUUCGAGUUUUUAAAGUCUUGCGUUUUGUCGCAGCCUUCUUCAAUUCGGUGUCAUUCGAACAUUCCAAUUUUAAUUCCAAUUCCUGAGAGCGAGUCGUGUAUGUAAAUGAUGAGCAACAGUGGUCCUAGCAACGAUCCCUGUGAAAUAUCACUUCAUACCUUCGGCCAGACUAGCUCUGCCAAGAUGCCCAAGCAGAUGGAGGUGCGGAUGGAUGAAUGUGCCCUGGCUCCCGAGAAACCGGUCAGCAAGCUCCCUUUGUGGAAACGGCUGGGAAAGAAACUGAUGAAGAACCUGCUACUGACCCUCACGGUGUUUGGCGUGAUAUUUGGAGCAUUAUGUGGAGGGUUGCUCCGAUAUGCAUCUCCCAUCCACCCCAAUAUUGUCAUGAUCAUAGCGUUCCCAGGUGAUAUCCUCAUGCGGAUGUUGAAGAUGUUGAUUCUUCCUUUGAUCAUCUCCAGUUUAAUCACAGGCUUAUCUGGACUCGAUGCUAAGGCCAGUGGGCGCCUGGGAACCAGAGCCAUGGUGUACUAUAUGACUACCACUAUCAUCGCUGCAAUACUCGGUGUGAUCCUGGUACUCGCCAUACAUCCGGGCAACCCUGCGCUGAGAAAGCAGCUUGGAGAAGGGAAGAAGAAUGAUGAAGUGUCGAGCCUGGAUGCCUUCCUGGAUCUCAUCCGGAAUCUCUUCCCUGAAAAUUUGGUGCAGGCUUGUUUUCAGCAGAUACAAACAGUGACUAAGAAGGUGGAGAAUCGUCCUGAAGCUAGGACUAUUUCCAACCUGACUGGGCUCCUGCUGGAAGCAGCAAAUGAAACUCUGGCAGAGUCGGAGGGGCCCAGUUUCACUGUAACAAAGACCUUACAGUUCAAGGAUGGCAUGAAUGUUUUGGGUCUAAUUGGAUUUUUUAUUGCCUUUGGCAUCGCGAUGGGGAAAAUGGGGGAGAGGGCGAGGCUGAUGGUAGAAUUCUUCAACAUCCUCAAUGAGAUUGUCAUGAAGCUGGUGAUAAUGAUCAUGUGGUAUUCGCCCUUCGGUAUCGCCUGUCUAAUCUGUGGAAAGAUUGUGGCCAUUAAAGACUUGGAGGUCGUCGCUAGGCAACUGGGCAUGUACAUGGUGACUGUCAUCACAGGGCUCAUCAUCCACGGAGGCAUCAUCUUGCCUCUGAUAUAUUUUGUGGUGACAAGAAAAAAUCCUUUCUUAUUCUUAGCAGGCAUCUUCCAGGCCUGGAUCACCGCCUUAGGAACUGCAUCCAGUGCUGGCACUCUGCCAGUUACCUUCCGCUGCCUGGAGGAGAAUCUGGGAAUUGACAAGCGAGUGACCCGCUUUGUCCUUCCUGUUGGAGCGACCAUCAACAUGGAUGGGACCGCACUCUAUGAGGCUGUGGCUGCUAUAUUCAUCGCCCAGAUGAACAAUAUUCACUUGGAUGCUGGACAGAUAGUGACCGUGAGUUUGACAGCGACACUGGCCAGUAUUGGAGCUGCAAGUAUACCCAGUGCCGGCCUGGUCACCAUGCUGUUGAUUCUCACUGCUGUUGGCCUUCCCACACAAGACAUCAGCCUCCUUGUAGCUGUUGACUGGCUCCUAGACCGGAUGAGGACCUCUGUGAAUGUCGUUGGUGACUCUUUUGGAGCUGGCAUCGUCUUCCACCUAUCGAGGGAGGAGCUGGCAAAUAUCGAUGCCCAACAUGCCCGGCUGGAAGAGGAGCGGUUGCUGAAGGCUGUCGUAUUGCACGAUGGCACAAAGGCCUACCAGGAGAAUAACUCGAACCCUGGCAAUUACUCAGGCAACAACACAGUGGAAGAAAAGGAUGGCAAGGUGACCAAGGCCAAAAAUGGCACAGCUGCUGACUACACAAUUGUUGAGGAGGAACCAUGGGACCACGAAAGCUGAGGGGACAGAGAGAGAGAGAGAGAAAGAGAGACACCCAGUCCUAUCACCCAUGAGCCCCCUCUCCCUCCCGAAACUCUGCUGAGGUUGUUCAUCCGACAGGAAACAAAAUGAUAACAUGUCAAAAUCCUUUUCCUUUCUCGUUCUUUUCAUCUAAAUGUGGUUGUUUUAGCUUAAGGUCCAAAUAGUGAAUACUGGAGCUGGUAAAGGGGAUUCUGUUUGGCUUUUUCCAGUAACUGUGUAUUAGUACUUUUCAGAUUUCCAAACGGUGGAGUGGGACUGAGGUGGGCAGCCCAGUGGGUACAACCAAAUUCAGCACAAGUGCAAAGGUCACAGUUGCUCCACAUGCAAACCCAUCAUCCCACUCACCCCGCCCUCAGCCUUUGACCUGAUGGAGAAUUGUUUGUGCCAUUCAGUUUAUUGCUCACAUUGUACAGCAGCUUAAUUGAAUUUCCAUCGCUGCACAGCCAGGGCUUUUGAGGUUCCCGGUGUGCCACGGUGGAUUUUGCCAGCCGUACAGUUAGCAUUACCGUCAAGCACAUGUCAUCGACCCACCUUCUCAGGAUUGGCCAUUCUCAGGGAUGUGAUCCGGCUUUAUGCUCGCUCCACUGCCGUUUAGUAAAACCCACAAGUGCUUUAGUCCAGUGACGAUACCACGUUCUCGCCCUCGUCCCACCUUCCUUGAAGUCAAAAGUGUGGAUCCUGCGAGGUGGGUCCACGGUCAUGUAACGCACAGCAUUCUUGGAAAUGGGCAACAUUAGCCACUAAGCUAGGCCCGAGGAGGCACCCUUCGGUACAGGGUUUCCCCAGUUUGUCAGUGAGGUGUUAAGGAGAUUGAGCUAUCACAGAUGGUGCUGAGCCCAUUCCAGAAGGCUGUGGACCAAUUCUCUGAACUUUCCACAUCAGAAUAUCUUCUUCCUUCAGGGACCAGCAGGAAUUGAAUUAAACAUUCCAGUGUGUGCGAGGGGUAAGCAAUAAGGUUGUUCCUGUCUUGAGCCUUUCAAAAGCCUUCCUCUGCACCAGAACUUGAAUUACUAUCCUGACUCACUCCCAUACUUCAAGAAUCCUGCGAGCAAAACCCAGACACCAGGUUGAUGGGCCUGACCGGGUGGUGGCAAGGUGGAUUUGUGCUACAGCUGGUGUUUAAAACCCCUCACACUCUAUCUACCCUUGUCCCAGCUUAACGCACCAGCAUAGCUCCCCUCAGAAAGGGAGGAAAGGGCGUCACCUUGUACUGCACCAGUGAGAUCAGAGAUCCCUUGUCAUUAAUGACACUUAUGUUCAGAACAGUUUUGAGAUAGUAUUAGGGUUCAGAGUUCCCCUUAAGUUUGAGCAAACUCUUCUAGUAUCAGUGAAAUGUAUAAAGUGAGCCGGAAGCCUUGAUACCUGCCCUUAGAUAAAACAGUGCCUCCUGCAGGAGUAAGAAUGUAUUGAGCCAAUAUGAAUGACACAUCAAAUACAGUAAAUGUAGGAAACUGAUAUUCUAUUCAGACACAUUGCCUGGUUGGACUAUGUGCAGUUAUUUGUUGUUUGAACACUGAAUGCACUGCAAUCCUGAUCAGCUAAGGAUGGAGUUCCCUUACUAGCCAGAGAUGGACAGGGUAGGUGAACCUUCGCCCCCCAGCCCACUCAAGCCCAGAAGUCCUUGGCAUAGCACAGCAACUAAUGUGAGAAAAACUGGCUUCUGACCCAAUCGAUGGUUAAGAUGCCAUUGUAAAUGGUUUCUGGUGAAGCGUAUCCAUCUGCUACUGGCGAAAAGGACAUUAAUUAAAUAUUGUCACUGCACAAUCUCCUCCCCAGACUCUGUCUUUGAUCUUAGCACAAUGGACAAGCACAAUUUUAUGAUGAACUUAACUGCAAACUUCACGACAGUGCCAUGCGAUGCCAGUGACCUGAGGAGUGGGAGGGAGCUCUUUGCCCAGGAACUAGUGAGGGAGGGUGCAUCUCUCUGGAAUGUCUUGCCCUAGUAUCUUUGUCAAUAGUAAUGUAAGGAUCCCAUAGCCCAUCACACCCUGUCCUGGUUAAACUGAAAGGUACCCAUAUGCACUGGAUUGUGAUUUUAAAAACAAAACAGUGUUGUUCUUUUCAUGCGACAGGUAAGAAUAGAUUGCAAGUCUAUGCAAUCAAAGUUAAAACCCUCCAUUGAGAGAUUUCACAGGUGAAUCAAGUCAUUGGAAUAAGUUGCCAGGUAUCAAUCCUUGAUGCAAUGACUUUUUAAGGAUCCAGUUGGUUCACUGUUGUUUGGUGUUAACUGUUUUUUUUUAACUUUCUUGGAAUAUCUCCUUGAGCUGUUGUAUUACUGUGGACUGUUAUUAAAUUGUGUACUCUCGUGUCUAAUAUAAACCUUGCAUGAUGUGUACUGCUCAUACCACUAUGAAACAAAUGGGCAACAAUGGGUGUUAAUUGUUCUUACUUUUUGACAUAACUUUUAUAACGCACAUGUAACCUCGUAACAUCAGCUUUCCAAAUCCCAAAAAGAGCUUUCUCUGCUUUUUGACAGCUAGAGUUUUUUUUUUGUGUGGUUUCAAACUGAUGACAGGCUGAGAAAAUGCAAUGCACUGACGAGUCAGAGGGUAUGUGGUUUGGGAAAUGAUUCGAAUGACUGCUGAUUGGAAUUUGAGCAAAUUCGAUACCAUGAGCUGACAGCAGGUGUCAUUUUCACAGCCCCAUUUUCAGUGAUUUAAAAAUCCCACCUCUGUCAGCAAUUUGUGUGUGAUACAGAUGCCACACAAGCCAUGGGUGAGUAGGCUCGUUCCAGCUAUUAGCUGACCAGCAGCUGGUAAAGGUGCCUGAUGGUUACUGGUGUAGUCUGGCCAGGAAUAUGUUGAUGUCAGUCCUCUCUUUGCAGGAGAGAAAAGAUCGGAUAAUCCAGCUACCUGGGUUAAACCUGGCAAGGACACAAAGCACUCAGGGAAACCAUCCACUCUGAGGUACUGUGCUCCUACACCUCACUGGUGUCCCGCUGAUUUAUGGAAAUGUGUUUGACAAGGUUGUGUGCAAAACUGGUCGAGUGGGCACUGGGAUCACAGAGCUUCAGGAUUUUAAACAGCACGCAUACACAGACACACACACACAGACACGCAUGCACACAGACAUGCGCACACAGACACGCAUGCACACAGACACACAUGCACGCAGAGACACACACACACAAAGCUAGCUCACUCUUUUGCCUUUCCCAUCAUGAAGAAAAAAAACCCAGCAAGUUUCCACCUAAAGAGUCAAUUCUGCAGCAAAGUGUCCGGCUGGAGGGACAGAGUUAUUGUUUGGUUUGAACUUAGUGACCUUCACAGACAGUAAGGAUGUGUCUUCCCCUCAUCAUCUUUGCCAAAUAAAUAUGAGGCUCUUGGCUCUAAAGGCCUGGACUUUUCUAAGGACUGUGUGUGAGUGAUAAAGCUCAAAAAGCUGCUUUGUGGCAAUUUGCAUAGCAAUGGACUUCAGGAUACCUAUAUCCAUCUUGUGUCAACAGCUGUUUUAAAAUAAACCUGACUUGCAAUGCUAUUAGAUGCGAUCAGAUGCUUUGAUGCAAUGAGAUGGCCCAGUGAGGCAUUCCUGUUCAAUGUAGCCUCAAAGGCUGGUCAUUCAGGUACACCCUCCUGUGGCCCUGGUUGAUUUGAGCCUCUGUACUGCAGUGACCACUCUUGUUAAACCAAGAUAGAUAGAUCAGUGUGAAAAGUGUUGGUAGGAGGUUGUCCAAGACUCUUUCUGUCUUUCAUCAACCCCCUGCUUACUCCAAAUGUUUAAUGGAGGACCAUCCAUCCUGCCGUAUCCCAAUCCCUUCACAAAAGAUACAUUUAAGCUUUCGGUCAUGCUAUGGUAAAGAAAUCACAAUCAGAAUCUCACAGAUCAGCGUUGCUGUCCCACCUGAUUCUGGGAGGUGACAGUGUAGGAUUCAAUGGUUGAGGAACAACUCAGCCUGUUUGAUAUGGUGUGCCAUGUGGAGUCAGACUGGCUUUCAAUGUCCCUUGGGAGAGAUGGGGCACUCCACAGUCUCAAGAUCACCCGAAGUGUUUGCACGACACCAGGUCUUGGUUGACACAUAUUCCUGAAGGUUUCAUCACCACCUCCUACACCCACCAUGUUCCCACCAGCUAAUGUCAACUUGUUCCCACGUAUUUAUCUUGGGAAUGUCAGAGGACCCACUCCUCAAGGAAACCAAACUGCUUAUCCGACUGGAUGGUUCCUGCUUGUUGAUCACAUUGUCCUUUUUCACCCCAACUCCUCUCAAAACCUACGCCUCCUUGAACUAUCAUCACCUCAAUGUUAAAAGACAACACUUGGAUUUUCCUUCUAUACUUAGGGGGCACCACGUCCCAUCCCCCAAUGGUUUUUCUUCUGGCAUUUGUCUUGGAGACCAGAGACUUGUCUGCUGGAAGAGUUACCAUUCCAUGCCUCUGGGUGACAAACUGGGCACGCAGGGUGACACAGUGACCUCCCACACAACAGGAAAUACGAUCAAAUCCCUGCUCAGAGCCAUCACGUUCCAGCAGUGGGCUACACGUCUGCUGGUCAAUGCACAAAUUUCAUUCUUUUCUCUUUCAAACCAGUAGCUGCUGCAUCGACACGGAUGGUUGAGGAAAGCGAGAGGGCUUUAAUGGACAAAGUAGCUGUCCUGAUGUAUUUUCACCUUCUUUGAGGAGUGAGCUCUCUUUGAUUUGGUGAUUUUUGUUGGGAAAUGGGAGUUCAGGGGGUGUAUUCUCCUUGCAAUUCUUCCUGUCCACCUGUGCAGUGUAAAUAUUCCCGACUCUGUUUGAUGGCAUAUGUUUGUGUGUAGCCGUCUGGUUCAGUUGGACAGCCAGGCAAUUUGUCACGUUAAAAUUGGUGUGUAACCGUGGUUGGUGUUGUCCAGGUACGUGACAUUUACCAGUGAGCCGGGUGCUUUCAGAGGAAGUCAGCCCAAAUAUAUAUAUUUGUAUAUGUAUGCAAAUAUAUACGCAUACACACAUAGGCAUGCACCCACAUACAGGCACAAAUACACACAUACAUAUUCACAGACAUACACAUAGAUAUAUACACACAUCGAUCGCAAGCUUUUCCUCUCCCUAAGGCAGUGAGGAAAAUGCAGGAGGGGUAAACAAUUCAGUAAGUUGGCCCGGGAGAGAUACACGGUCCCUUCUCAGCACUUCAGCAAUUUGAUUCUGGGCAAGAAGGACCAUGAACGAUACAUUACCGAUUAAAUUAAUGACCACUUAAAAACCUCACCUGACAUUAGCACGCUCCCCCCCCCCCCAACCUCCCAGCAAGUAGCUAUUUUCUGAUGUACCUACUGGGCUGGGAGGCACCCUCUAUUUGCACCAAUACAUGACAGUCAGGGACUGGAAAAGGGAACAAGGGGUUGGCACUGAGAGACACCCUCCUGUCCUUGCCUCCAGUCUUUGCUUCCCCAUUCCUUGGUAGUAAUAUCAGUGUUACAGUGAACACAUCCAGGGUAAAUAUGGUAAUAUCAGCAUUACAGUAAAUACUGCCAGGAUAAAUACAGUAAUAUCAGUGUUACAGUAAAUACAAUCAAGUGAGUAUCGUAAUAUUGGAGUUAAAGUAAACAUUACUGGGGAAAAUUUGGUAACAUCGGUGUUACAUUAAACAUCCUCCAGGCAAAUACAAUAAUAUCAGAGUGACAGUAAAUAAUCCCAGGGUAAAUACAGUAAUAUCGGUGUUACAUUAAACAUCCUCCAGGUAAAUACGGUAAUAUCAGAGUGACAGUAAAUACUGCCAGGGUAAAUACGGUAAUAUCGGUGUUACAUUAAACAUCCUCCAGGAAAAUACGGUAAUAUCAGAGUGACAGUAAAUAAUCCCAGGGUAAAUACGGUAAUAUCGGUGUUACAGCAAAUAUGGUAAUAUCGGUGUUACAGUAAAUACACUCUGGGUAAAAAAGGUUAUAUCGGAGUGACAGUAAACAUCCCAGGGGUAAAUACAGUUAUAUCAGUGUUACAAUAAAUACACUUGGGGUAAAUAUGGUAAUAUCGGUUUUACAGUAAACACUGCCAGAGUGAAUGUUGUACUAUCGCAUUACAGUGAAUAUUCCUGGGGUAAUUAGGGUAAUAUCGGUGUGACAGUAAAUAUUCCCAGGGUAAAUACAGUAAUAUUGAUGUUCCAGUAAAUACACCCAGUGCAAAUACGGUAAUAUCGGUGUUACAGUAAACACUCUUGGGGUAAAUACAAUGAUAAUGCAUGUGAUAAUAAACAGAUUGAGGAAUGAAUAUAAUAGUAAUCAAUGUCACAGUAAACACUGAGGUGUAAAUAUGGCAAUAAUUAGUGUUGAAGUAAGCAGCCUCUGAGGGGUAAGUAAUCAGUGCCAAUAAUAACCACUCUGUAGCUGUACGGCAAUAAAUAUCCUCUGGGAGUAAUUAAAUUAAUAUUGAGUAUUAUAGUAAAUACACUCUGAGGGCUAAAUCUGUUAAUAAACAAUUCUACAGUAAAUACCCUCUAAGAAUUAGCUACACUAAUAAUGAGUGCUCCAGCAAAUGCCUUCAGAGGAUUAAAUACAGUAAUAACGAGUAAACACUAAAGACUAAAUAUGAUGAUAUUCAGUGGCGUCUUAGAUGCCCUCUGAGGAAUAAUUAGGACAAAACAGAGCUGGGGUCAUCCCGCUCUUGAGAUAUAAUUGCAGUAAAGACCAACAGUCACUCUGACAGGCACAUCCAGGAAGCGUCUUCACCUUCAUAUGUAGCAUCUUCAUGGGGGAUCCAGCAAUAUUCCAGCACAAUCCUACAGAAUCUCACCCACCUCCCCUCUUCCUCCAGCUUCCCUUCGACCUUUCCUUUGUCUCCCAGUCACACUUCAUCACCCCUCUCUUCACUUGCUCAUUAUUAAUGAAUGGUCUACCAUUUGCAAGACUGUGGUCUCAGUCUUGGCUAACUGUGGUGGCCAGACAGAUUAACAAUUCCCUUCCUGCCUGACGAAUUGACCAGCAAUGGAACAAUGGUGUGCACUGAAUGGGACAGCGAGUUACAAGCAUGGUUAUAACUGACUUCCUCUGUCUAGACCCACAUGCAGAUAAAGAAUUCUCUCUUCACUGUUUUAUAUAGAAGAUUUUUUGAUCUUUUGUAUAUUGUCAUAAUUUGCUGUUGGGAUUACCAUGUACAAAGUUGCAUCCUUUGAAAUUAAUUGGAUUAAUUCACUUUGUGUUAUACUUUUGGUGUUAUAUACGUUUACAGAAAAAUCUAAUAAAUGUUUAUUGGUACCU